Molecule: messenger RNA, 2361 nt
Organism: Mizuhopecten yessoensis (Yesso scallop)
Lineage: Eukaryota; Metazoa; Mollusca; Bivalvia; Pectinida; Pectinidae
Product: NADPH:adrenodoxin oxidoreductase, mitochondrial-like
Exons: 13
Coding region: 81-1784 (567 amino acids)
Biological process (GO): ubiquinone biosynthetic process
Cellular component (GO): mitochondrion
Source: RefSeq, a predicted model, not a curated record
GCCUGUUCAACAAGUUUUUUUCUUGCUUUACAGAAACUGCCAUUAUAAUGAAACAGCAGUCCUAGAAACGAGUAACAGUCAUGUGUUUGCAACUCUUCACCAAAAAGAUUUAUAGCCUGAUGUUGCCAAAUGUGAUAGCAGUCCCUCGCCUGUGUAAACGUCAUCUACAUCGGUUUCUGAAGCAGCAGUUCCGUCAUUGUGUGGCUGACCAUACAUCUGUGGAUUCACCUGUGCCCCAUGUGUGUGUUGUUGGGAGUGGCCCUGCAGGGUUUUAUACAGCCCAACAACUCCUCAAGGGAAAUCCUGACAUCGUAGUAGAUAUCUAUGAGAAGUUACCUGUUCCAUUUGGCCUGGUACGGUUUGGUGUUGCUCCAGACCACCCUGAGGUCAAAAAUGUGAUCAAUACAUUCACUAAAACAGCCAAGUCAGAAAGGUGCUCCUUCAUAGGCAAUGUGGAAGUGGGAAGGGACAUAACACUGCAGCAACUUAGGGAUGCAUAUUCAGCAGUGGUGCUUGCAUAUGGUGCUGACAAUGACAAGACGCUAGGGAUCCCAGGGGAGGGUUUAGACAACGUGUUGUCUGCACGGUCAUUUGUCGGUUGGUUCAAUGGACUUCCUCAGGACAGAGAUUUGAAGGUAGAUCUGAGUGCAGAGAGAGCAGUCAUCCUUGGACAUGGGAACGUGGCUGUGGACGUGGCCAGGAUCCUCCUCACCCCUAUAGAUAUACUCAAGACAACUGACAUAUCCCAGCAUGCCCUCGAGGCACUGUCACAUAGCUGCAUAAAAGGGGUUGUGUUGGUUGGAAGAAGGGGACCAUUACAAGUUGCCUUCACUAUCAAAGAGCUACGGGAAAUGACAAAGAUCCCCGAGUGUCGACCACAUCUCAAUCCAAAAGACUACCUGGAACUCCUUGAUUUAAUACCAGAUCUGCCACGCCCAAGGAGUCGAUUGACAGAUCUACUGUACAAAACAGCACUUGAGCCUAACGCUAGAUAUAAGGCAUUAUGGGCAGAUGCCAAGCGGGAAUGGAAGCUUCAGUUCCUGAGGAGCCCAAUACACAUUUGUGGGGAAACAAAGGUCACAGGGAUCAAGCUUGCUAUCAAUAGACUUGAGGUAUGUCUACACACAGUGAGAAAGCAGUUGUUAAAGGGAUCAAAUAUUCUACCAAAAGGUACAAGGAUAGACCUGAUUAGAAUGGAGCACUGUCCUUACAGAGGAAGGAGAACAUACACCUGUAUAUAUGUUGACAGGGAUAACCCUGAUAAGAAUGGAGCACUGUCCUUACAGAGGAAGGAGAACAUACACUUUUUCAAACCCAUAUUUACAUUUAUUUGUCUCUGUCCUCUGGUUUAUCAGGUGCUGAGAAGUAUUGGCUACCGAAGUGUGUCUAUCGACAAGGACAUCCCUUUUAACAUGGAGAGAGGAGUGGUCUCUCACACACAGGGCAGAGUUGAUGGACUUAUUGGUGUUUACUGUAGUGGAUGGGUGAACACCGGUCCUGUUGGAGUCAUCCUAACUACAAUGACAAAUGGCUUUGAAACUGGCAAGACCAUCAUCCACGACAUAUCUAAUGGGACACUAGAGUUGUCAGGGAAACAGGGCAAGAAUGAUAUACUGCCUCUGCUACAGAAAUCAGGGGUGCAGGUUGUGAGUUUUUCUGACUGGAUGAAAAUAGAUGAAGCUGAAGUGGAAAGAGGCCAAAAUUGUGGAAAACCAAGAGAGAAACUUGUAGACAUUGACGCUAUGUUAAAAAUUGCCUCUACAGCUGCUCCAUCUCCUCUGUGAACUGAAAUAAUAUCCACAUGUUUAUGAAAUAAAACUUUAUUAUCGAUAUAGAAUGAUUUAGCCUUUUACAACUGAAUCAUAUUUUUUUUUUAAAUAAUGCGUAGUACCACCAAAUUUUUAUCCAAAAUACAAACAAUGUAUAACCAAAAUUUGAAGAAUGUUUACAGAAUGAAAAACAAAGAAAGUGGAACUAUACUAACUAAAUGUGCAAAUUAUCUUAACAGAACCUAGAAACAGUUGAAACUAAUUAAUUACUUUAUCAAAAAGUACAAAAUAUCAUUCACAAUGAUCAUAUUUUCCUUCAAAACAUUGUCCUAAUAUUAUGCAAAGGUUUACUGAGAAAUAUAGGGUCUGUACUUUUUAUUGCGAGAUGAUUACAGAGAAAUACAGUGAAGUACAUGGAGUUUACAGAAAAGUAGAGUGUUCAUUAUUUCAUGCUGUAACAGAAAUUAGGCCAAUGAUAAUGCCUUAGCAUGGUAAUUUCUUACUGCAUUGUUUUACAGGAAGGUGUGGCUGAAAACAUCAAAACAAAUGUAUCUUAACAGAAUCUAGGAACAAUAAAACUAAGAAACUGCAC